Molecule: messenger RNA, 3743 nt
Organism: Exserohilum turcica Et28A
Lineage: Eukaryota; Fungi; Ascomycota; Dothideomycetes; Pleosporales; Pleosporaceae
Exons: 5
Coding region: 176-3649 (1157 amino acids)
Molecular function (GO): nitrite reductase [NAD(P)H] activity; 2 iron, 2 sulfur cluster binding; heme binding
Source: RefSeq, a predicted model, not a curated record
UAGAGAUUCUUCUUUCACUCUUUCGUGUCUGCUCCGUGAGGCUUUGCGGCUGUGAUUGCGUGCCCUCUUGAUUGAGUACACGAUUCCCGCCCUUUUUGUGCGCACCACUUGCUGCGCCUGACAUCAGCCAAGUACGACAAACGGUUUUUUGCCCGAGACUCUCCUUUCCGCUACAAUGGCGGAGACAGAAACAGCUGUUGCGAACGACAUUGAGCCCUCAUCUGGCGGAUCGCACUCACCACCAGGUGACCAUCACGUCACGGCAACUUGGGGAUCAAAAGAUGGAAACAUAUCUAAUGCGCAGUGGAAUGACGCAGAAGCCAACAGGCUACCUGAGAAAGUAGCAGACUUGGAAAGCAAGGGCGAAAUCAGUUCUGACCACCCGCGGAAACGAAUCGUGGUUGUCGGACUAGGCAUGGUUGGCAUUGCCUUCAUUGAGAAACUCAUGAAAUACGAUGUCAAGCGGAGAGAAUACGAUAUUGUCGUUAUCGGCGAAGAGCCGCAUCUCGCAUACAACCGCGUUGGCCUGACUAGCUUUUUCCAACAUCGCAACGUCGAAAACCUGUACCUCAACCCUAGAGAAUGGUACACAGCAAUGCCAGAAGGCUCACUGAGUUACCACCUCAACACACUGGUUACUGAAAUCAACUCUGAGGACAAGCUUGUCAAGACAUCAUCAGGAGAAACUGUUUCGUAUGACAUCUUGGUUCUGGCAACAGGAUCAGAUGCGCUACUUCCCCGACACACACCUGGCCAUGACGCGCACGGUGUAUUUGUAUACCGCACAAUCGAGGAUUUGCAACGAUUGAUUCAGUUCUCUUCAACACGCAAAGGCACAACGGGCGCUGUCGUGGGCGGCGGCUUGCUGGGACUUGAGGCAGCCCAUGCGAUGAUAGAUCUUGAGGACUUUGCAAAAGUCAGGUUGAUUGAGAGAAACCGAUGGGUGCUGUCGAGACAGCUAGAUGGCGAUGCUGGCGGUAUGGUUGUCGAGCAAGUACGGGCUCUCGGUCUUGAUGUCAUGCUCAGCAAGAGGGUGGGCAAGAUAUUAACGACCGAGGAUAAUUUCGUCAAGGGCGUCGUGUUUGAGGACGGCGACGAGAUGGAGUGUUCUUGCAUCUGCUUUGCUAUUGGCAUCAAACCUCGAGACGAGCUUGCACGGAAAGCAGGCAUCAAAUGCGCUGACCGAGGAGGUGGCAUCAUUGUCGGACCCGAUCUAGAAACAUCCCAACGCGACAUCUACGCCGUUGGUGAGUGCGCAAGCUGGGAGAACCAAACGUUUGGCCUUAUUGCUCCUGGCGUCGAGAUGGCUGACGUACUCGCCUUCAAUCUAACCCAAGCGAAAGCACAUGCGCCUCGGAAAUUCAAGGCUCCAGAUCUCAGCACUAAACUCAAGUUGCUGGGUGUCGAGGUUGCCAGUUUUGGUGAUUUUUUCGCCGAUCGCGAUGGGCCAAAGAACAUGCCUGGACGCCAGCGCGCCGACAGCAAGGAGCCGAACGUGACAAGUACGAGAGAUCGGGUAAAGAAUUUGACGGAUGGCCCGGCACCACCGCCUGUCAAGGCGCUUACCUACAAGGACCCGUUUCAGCAAGUGUACAAGAAAUACCUUUUCACAAUGGACGGCAAGUAUCUGCUGGGUGGCAUGAUGAUUGGCGAUACCAAGGACUACAUCAAGCUUGUGCCCAUGGUGAAGAACCAGAAGCCGCUUGAAGUAGCCCCCAGCGAGCUCAUUGUUGGUGCUCAGAAGGGUGAAGACGAUGGCUCAGAUCUCACCGAUGACACCCAGAUCUGCUCAUGUCACAACGUCACUAAAGGUGAUGUUGUCAAUGCGACUAAAAACGGGACUUGCAAGAGCAUCGGCGACGUAAAGUCUUGCACCAAGGCGGGUACCGGUUGUGGCGGCUGCAUGCCACUUGUGCAAACCAUUUUUAACAAGACCAUGGCUUCUAUGGGAAAUGAGGUCAAGAACCAUCUCUGCCCACACUUUGAGUACUCGCGCGCCGACCUUUUCAACAUCAUCUAUGUCAAAGGGUUGAAGGACUUUGCUGCCGUAAUGAAGGAGGCUGGCAAAGAGCCAAACUCGCUGGGCUGCGAAGCCUGCAAACCGACCAUUGGCAACAUUAUUGCUUCGUUAUACAACAAGCACCUACUUGAGGUGAACAACCGAGGUCUACAAGACACCAACGAUCGAUUCCUGGCCAACAUUCAGCGCAACGGCACAUUUUCCGUUGUUCCGCGUGUUUCGGGUGGCGAAAUCACACCAGAGAAGCUCAUCGUCAUCGGAACUGUUGCGAAGAAAUACAACCUGUAUACCAAGAUCACUGGCGGCCAGCGCAUUGACAUGUUUGGUGCGCGAAAACAAGACCUUCCAGAUAUCUGGCAAGAGCUCAUCGAUGGUGGCAUGGAGUCUGGCCAUGCAUAUGCAAAGUCACUCCGAACCGUCAAGUCGUGUGUCGGAACUACUUGGUGUCGUUUUGGCAUUGGUGACAGUGUGGGUAUGGCUGUGCGUUUGGAAGAGCGUUACAAGUCUAUUCGCGGUCCCCACAAGAUCAAGGGCGGAGUGUCAGGCUGUGUACGCGAGUGCGCAGAGGCCCAGAACAAGGAUUUCGGCCUCAUCGCUACAGAAAAAGGAUUCAACAUCUUCGUUGGCGGUAACGGCGGUGCGAAGCCCAGACACUCGGAACUGCUGGCAAAGGAUGUACCACCGGAUGACGUUGUCCCCAUUCUCGAUCGUUAUCUUGCAUUUUACAUCCGCACAGCUGACAAACUGCAACGAACAGCUCGCUGGAUGGAGAAUCUCCCUGGGGGCAUCAAGUACCUGCAAGAAGUCAUUCUACAAGACAAGCUGGGCAUUUGCGCAGAUCUAGAGAAGCAGAUGGAAGAUCUUGUCGGUACCUUUUUCUGCGAAUGGACAGAGGUGCUGAAAGAUCCUAAGAAGCGAUCCUGGUUCUCUCAAUUUGCAAACACAUCGGAAACCAUUGUCGACACGAUUGAGCCUACACAAGAGCGCGGUCAGGAGCGACCUUCAUAUUGGCCAAAAGACUCCGUCACCAAGGAUUUCCGCGGAACAAAGUGGACUGAGCUAUCGUGGCAACCGCUUGUCAAAGCGGAGGAGUUCAAGGACGCCGACACGGGAGACAGCAAAGCCAUCAAACGCGGCGACACCCAACUUGCAGUCUUCAAAGUACGCGGGAAAUACUACUGCACACAGCAAAUGUGUCCGCACAAGCGCGCUUUCGUCCUGUCUGACGGCCUCAUUGGCGAUGACCUCGCAAACAACAAACUCUGGGUCUCAUGUCCCUACCACAAGCGCAACUAUGAGCUCUCUGGCGACAAUGCGGGUAAAUGCGCAAACGAUGAAUCCGUCAACAUUGCUGUUUUCCCCAUCGAGGAGAGGGAUGAUGGCUGGCUAUAUGUCAAGCUACCGAGUGUAGAGGAACUGGAUAGCGUACUGGGUACGAGUAAAUUCAAGAUUAAGAAGAGCGAGACGGAAGAUCCUUUUGUAGCUCUGGAUAAAAAGUUGCAGAGGAUGCAGCUGAAGGGCAGAAAGGGUUUGCAGGUUUCACAUCUGGAGGGAGGACUGGGGGAGAAGGGUAAAGCGGCACAGAUUUUGGCGGGAGGCGAAAGAGGUGCCGGUGGGUUGGAUUGGUAGAUGGGGCGAGUGGCGUGAGCGUGAUUGCUGCAGCGGGCUUUUCUCUGACUUGUAUAUGAUUCCCAUGAUUAGACCCAACACAAGCUUCUUUUUU